Anneissia japonica is the source of this 1018-nucleotide messenger RNA. Its product is annotated as 39S ribosomal protein L4, mitochondrial-like. The transcript has 9 exons. Gene Ontology annotation, cellular component: ribosome. The record is from RefSeq and is a predicted model, not a curated record. The coding region runs from base 76 to 1008 and encodes 310 amino acids. Gene Ontology annotation, biological process: translation. Gene Ontology annotation, molecular function: structural constituent of ribosome. Lineage: Eukaryota; Metazoa; Echinodermata; Crinoidea; Comatulida; Comatulidae.
AGAAAACACCGGAUACACUACACAUGGCCCUACAUGUUGAUAGAAUAGAAGCAUGUGUCGUUAAUUAUAGUUAAAAUGCUGGGAAGGCUUUUAAAGGUGGCUUCUACGGCAUCAUUUGAUAUUAGCAAAAGUGUAUUACGAAAUACAAUUCGGACAGUCUCAUCAAAUCCUAUCUGCCGACAGAAACUUGACACAGAUACAACAGGAACAAACUCAUUACCUCUGUCUGUAAGAGAACCAAUAAUAACAUCUCGAGAUGUUCCAAGGGUACCAUUCAUGGAAACACCUCAGGCAUGGCUUGAGACGCUCGGUAGCAUUCAAGAUUCUAAGCUAGGAUUAAUUGAUCUGCAUCCCGAUGUAUUUGCAGCAAGUCCACGACUUGAUAUUCUUCAUCAAAAUGUGAGAUGGCAACAGGCAUAUAAAAGAAUAAGUUUUGCAAAAACGAAAACAAGGGCUGAGAAACGUGGUGGUGGGAGAAAACCAUGGCGACAAAAAGGAAGUGGAAGAGCUCGUCAUGGUAGCAUCAGGUCCCCACUUUGGAAAGGAGGUGGAAAAGCACAUGGACCGCGUGGACCACGGAGCUACUGGUACUUCCUUCCAACAGAAACACGUGCAACAGGAAUGCGUAUCAUGUUAUCUAUCAAACAUGCACAGGACGAUCUACACAUCGUUGACUCCUUAGAACUGCCCUCUUCUGACCCAGAGUAUUUGAUUGACAUUGCAAAAGAACGAUGCUGGGGUUCAUCCAUUCUUUUUGUGGACAGAAAACUCUUGGAAGAUUUACCAGAGAAUUUUAUAAAUGCAGUGAAUUGUGUAAAGACGUAUAAUGUUAUGACAAUGGAAGGUUUAAAUGUUUACAGCAUGUUGAAACAUCAAACACUGGUGCUAACAUUAGAUGUUGUGGAUGUGCUUGAGGAACAGCUCUGCUAUCACCAAAAUUGCUUUAAAAGCAAACAGCAACAACAGUUCAAGUCCAUCAUACAAUCUCAAUUACAAGAUCGAUAUUGAGGCUGCUAUU